Pseudophryne corroboree (corroboree frog) is the source of this 527-nucleotide messenger RNA. RefSeq names its product histone H3. NCBI's taxonomy places the organism in Eukaryota, Metazoa, Chordata, Amphibia, Anura, Myobatrachidae. The record is from RefSeq and is a predicted model, not a curated record. Gene Ontology annotation, cellular component: nucleosome. Gene Ontology annotation, molecular function: DNA binding; protein heterodimerization activity; structural constituent of chromatin. The transcript has a single exon. The coding region runs from base 16 to 426 and encodes 136 amino acids.
GUUUCGUGAGGAGAGAUGGCCAGGACCAAGCAGACCGCCCGCAAAUCUACCGGAGGUAAAGCUCCCCGCAAGCAGCUGGCAACCAAGGCUGCUCGGAAAAGCGCCCCAGCUACCGGCGGCGUGAAGAAGCCUCACCGCUACCGCCCCGGGACUGUUGCUCUCCGAGAGAUCCGCCGCUACCAGAAAUCCACCGAGCUGCUGAUCCGCAAGCUGCCCUUCCAGCGAUUGGUGCGUGAGAUCGCCCAAGACUUCAAGACCGACCUGCGCUUCCAGAGCUCUGCCGUUAUGGCCCUACAAGAGGCCAGUGAGGCUUAUCUGGUGGGGCUGUUCGAGGACACCAACCUGUGCGCCAUCCACGCCAAGAGGGUAACCAUCAUGCCCAAAGACAUCCAGCUAGCCCGCAGAAUCCGAGGGGAGAGGGCAUAGAUACUCGGCACUCCUAUACACGCAGCAACACAAAGGCUCUUUUCAGAGCCACCAAAUCCUUCUAAACCAGCUGAAGCAUAAGUUACACAAUGGUGUUUAAU